This is a messenger RNA of Solea senegalensis (Senegalese sole), 4853 nucleotides long. RefSeq names its product transient receptor potential cation channel, subfamily C, member 5a (gene trpc5a). Gene Ontology annotation, cellular component: membrane; cation channel complex. Lineage: Eukaryota; Metazoa; Chordata; Actinopteri; Pleuronectiformes; Soleidae. Gene Ontology annotation, molecular function: protein binding; store-operated calcium channel activity; inositol 1,4,5 trisphosphate binding. Gene Ontology annotation, biological process: calcium ion transmembrane transport; regulation of cytosolic calcium ion concentration; manganese ion transport. The transcript has 17 exons. The record is from RefSeq and is a predicted model, not a curated record. Bases 182 to 3430 code for a protein of 1082 amino acids.
GACAGACAGACGGAGACAUACACGCAGAGGAAAAAAAGACAGAGAAGCCGCCGCACGUGAGGUGCGCGCGAGACUCGCGGGAGAAAGGACUAUAUAAUCCGAUCAUCUGAAGGAUCUGCGCUGAUUAUUGAAUUUGAAUUCUUUAUUUUUACUUAACACAGAGACGGAGAAUCAGUUAAAGAUGAAUCCCAUGACACAGCUGUACUACAAGAAGGCGACGUAUUCGCCGUACCGCGACCGCAUCCCUCUGCAGAUCGUCCGCGCCGAGGUGGAGCUGUCGGCCGAGGAGCGCGCGUACCUCACCGCCGUGGAGAAGGGCGACUACGCGGGCGUCAAGCACGCCCUGCGCGAGGCCGAGGUCUACUACAACAUGGACGUGAACUGCCUGGACCCGCUGGGGCGCAGCGCGCUGCUCAUCGCCAUCGAGAACGAGAACCUGGAGAUCAUGGAGCUGCUGCUCGACCACGGCAUCCACACGGGCGACGCCCUCCUCUACGCCAUCAGGAAGGAGGUGGUGGGCGCCGUGGAGCUGCUGCUGUCGCACAGGAGGCCCAGCGGAGAGAAACAAGUUCCCUCGCUGAUGAUGGACAGUCAGUUUUCCGAGUUCACGCCAGACAUCACUCCCAUCAUGCUCGCCGCUCACACCAACAACUACGAGAUCAUCAAGCUGCUCGUCCAGAGGAAGGUCACGAUUCCCAGACCACACCAGAUCCGCUGUGACUGUGUCGAGUGCGUGUCCAGUUCAGAGGUCGACAGCCUUCGACAUUCAAGAUCCCGACUCAACAUCUACAAGGCUCUGGCCUCGCCGUCGCUCAUCGCGUUGUCCAGUGAAGAUCCGAUCCUCACGGCCUUCAGACUGGGCUGGGAACUCAAAGAGCUCAGCAAGGUGGAGAACGAGUUUCGCCAGGAGUACGAGGAGCUGUCGCAGCAGUGCAAGCGCUUCGCCAAAGACCUGCUGGACCAGGCCAGGAGUUCCCGAGAGCUGGAGACAAUCCUGAACCACAGAGACAACGACCAGAGCGAGGAGCUGGACCCCAGGCAGUGUCACGACCUGGCCAAGCUCAAGCUGGCCAUCAAGUAUCACCAGAAGGAGUUCGUGGCUCAGCCGAACUGUCAGCAGCUUCUGGCCACGCUGUGGUACGACGGUUUUCCGGGCUGGAGGAGACAACACUGGGCCGUCAAACUGGUCACGUGCUUCAUCAUCGGACUCAUGUUUCCCGUGUUUUCACUGAUCUACCUGUUGGCGCCGAAGAGUGCGCUGGGUCGUUUCAUCAAGAAGCCGUUCAUCAAGUUCAUCUGUCACACGGCGUCGUACCUGACCUUCCUCUUCCUGCUGCUGCUCGCCUCGCAGCACAUCGCACGCACCAACCUCCACAUGCAGGGGCCGCCGCCCACCGUGGUGGAGUGGAUGAUUCUGCCGUGGGUGCUCGGCUUCAUCUGGGCGGAGAUUAAGGAAAUGUGGGACGGUGGUUUCACGGAAUACAUCCACGACUGGUGGAACCUGAUGGACUUCGCCAUGAACUCACUCUACCUGGCGACGAUUUCGCUGAAGAUCGUCGCGUAUGUGAAGUACAACUCGUCCCGACCCAGAGAAGAGUGGGAGAUGUGGCAUCCGACGCUGAUCGCGGAGGCGCUGUUCGCCAUCGCUAACAUCUUCAGCUCGCUCAGACUCAUCUCGCUCUUCACGGCGAACUCUCACCUCGGGCCUCUGCAGAUCUCACUGGGCCGGAUGCUGCUGGACAUCCUCAAGUUCCUCUUCAUCUACUGUCUGGUCCUGCUGGCGUUUGCUAACGGUCUGAACCAGCUCUAUUUCUACUACGAGACCACGGCGUCAGAAGAGCCCAACAACUGCAAAGGCAUCCGCUGUGAGCGACAGAACAACGCCUUCUCAACAUUAUUCGAGACGCUACAGUCUCUCUUCUGGUCGAUAUUCGGCCUCAUGAACUUGUACGUCACUAACGUGAAAGCGCGUCACGAGUUCACGGAGUUCGUGGGGGCGACCAUGUUUGGGACGUACAACAUCAUCUCGCUGGUCGUCCUUCUCAACAUGUUGAUCGCGAUGAUGAACAACUCGUACCAGCUCAUCGCCGACCACGCGGACAUCGAGUGGAAGUUCGCCCGCACUAAACUGUGGAUGAGCUACUUUGACGAGGGCGGGACUCUGCCGCCGCCGUUCAACAUCGUCCCGAGUCCAAAGUCCAUCUUGUAUCUGCUGAUGUGGCUCCACAACAAGCUGUGCAGGAGAGGACAGCCCCCGGGGGAGGAGCCACACAAAUGCGAAAACCUGCGAGAGUUCACGGAACGUCACGCUGACAGUCUGAUCCAGAACAAACACUACCAGGAAGUGAUACGGAGCCUGGUGAAGAGGUACGUGGCGGCCAUGAUACGCAGCGCUAAGACGGACGAGGGACUGACGGAGGAAAACUUUAAGGAGUUGAAACAGGACAUCUCCAGUUUCCGUUAUGAGGUCCUGGAUCUCCUUGGCAACCGGCGUCCUCCCCGGCGACACUACUCGUCCUCCAGUGAGACAGUGAAGGACGACGGCGCGUCACAGGAUGACAGCGAAUCGGGUGACAGUGGUGGAGUUGGAAGCCAGAGGUCAAAGGGCGUGACCUUUAUGACCCCGCUGGAGGACGACUCGAGGCCGGCGCCCACACUUGGCGUCUCCGCUCUGGUACGCUCCGUCUCCGGAAUGACCCGGAUGGAAGGUGAGGAGGCGGAGCUGGAGGAGGGCAUCAGGUGGGGGGAGGAGGAUGAGGACGAGGACGGGAAACCAAAGAGCAACGGGCUAAAGGCGAGCGGCGUCCCUCCGUCCUCCUCCGCACACUUCCCGCCGUCGUCUUCGUCACUUUCAUCGACUCUGUCGUCGUCGCUGUCUCGCACGAGGAGUCGUCUUCAGCGUCUUUCGUCGCCCGGGACAAAAACAGACUCCUUCAAACGUCUCUCCUACUUGUUCUCCCGCUCCAAACGCAAAGCGCCACCCAUGCCCAUCCCUCUCCAGGCCCCGCCCUCUUACACCAUCUCGGACGGGUUGCUCCUCCCACUGGGGAGCCACAGCCACUCUGACUAUGGACUCAGUGAAGUGACGAGAAGCGAGACUCACCUGAACGUGGUGGGACGCUCCGUCGACAUCGGCAGCCCCUCGUUCUCGCCACGGAGAACAAAUGGGCGGGAUUCGCUCCUGACGCUGCCCCUCCCACCUCCCUGUCCCUGCCAAUCCCUGCACUGUGCUUCCAACAUGUCCGAGUCCAGCUCCCGCCUCCUGGACUCCAGCGAGGACGUUUUCCAGGGUGGAUCAGGCCACGGCGGCGUGGACGGCAGAGGAGGGCGACGAGGGCUGACGGUGAUGGGGGGGUGGGUUGGGCCAUGUGAUGAUGUCAUAGAGGACAGCUGUGAGGUCAUAGAGGACUCUGUCACAACUCAGCUAUAGGAGAGAGGAAAAACCAAAUCGUUUUUCUUUGUUUGCAAAAUGGACGAAUACGAGUGAAAUGGAGAGAGAGGUGAGAGGAGGGAGAGUCCAGUCCGUAGACCUGGACUUCUGCAAUGCCGGGUUUUCAGAGAAGAGAGCGAGUGUCAUCAGCGAUCGUCAAAUAGCAGACGUUCAUAAAGACUUUUAUGUCAACAUCUGUUUUUUUAUGCAGAUUCACAGCAAAAAAAGAACAAGCUGCUCUGUACGAGGUAGCUUAGCAGCUACAUAGCGCUAAACAACUACUGAGUGGACUAACUCCUAAUGAGUUAGCAAGGUGAACGUUGUAUUCUUCAAUACCAUACAAGCAAAAAAGUUACACUGCUGUUAUCCACAGGGCUACUACGCUAAAUCACCACCACUGUUGAGCUAUGAUGCUAGCUAACAUGGUAAAUAUGACAGAUAGUAAAACUAACUGUCCAGUUAGUAAAACAAUCGUGCCAAAUUAACAGUGUUAGCAAAAGAGGCUACAUAGCUAGCGGUCACUGUAAAGCUAAAACACCACCAAGCUAAGGCUUGGUGAGUUAGCUUCUUAGCUAGCAAAAACUAUUAAAAGUAUUGUAUGUGAAACAGCUACAUAGCUAGCUGACACUGUAAUGUGUGUAAAUGAGAAUCUUUGAAAAAAACUCCUUUAACUCCUAAAUUAACACUCUUAGCAAAGCAGCUAGCUAGCAAGGUAAAUGGAAUCCUUCAAAAAUACAGCCUCGCUAUAUUUUAAGACUGUCAGCUAAACAGUUAUAUAGUUAGCUGGUACUAUAAUGUGUGACCCACAGGUCAGGUAGCUUAUUAACUUGCUAGCUAGCAUGCUCAAUGGCCCUCUUAAAUAAACAAUGUUAGUGAAACGGCUACACAGGCAAAGAGGCAUCUAACAUGUUAGCCUAGCAUGGUAAACAUGGUGUUUUAAAGCUAAUUAGACACCGUCACUUUAAAAGGAAUUCUAUGCCCAAUAAAAUGUAGCUAACCCCAUGACACAGCUAAAACACAUUAGUGUCAACAAACUGAAACUAUCUCUAUUAUCUUAUUUUGUUUUAUUAUGUUUGGGUUAUUUUUCUCUCAGAGGCAAACAAAGAAAGCUUUUAUUGUGAAAAAACACAUUAGCGUAGCAUUCUACUCGCUCACAUUUCACCGUGGGAGGAUGUUUUUAAAGCGGCUCAGGGUUCGUUUUGUUCUUAAUGACGGGGUCGGCAGCAGGUCGCGUGUCCACGCAGCCGUCACCGCGGCGACCAGGUCGCGACGACAAAAAAAUACAUAAAAUUAAAGAGUCUUUAUGAACGUCGGCCAUUUUGUUUCCACACAUGCCACAGGAGAACAAAGACGCAGGAUUUUAAAGGACAGUUCACCUUUUUUUCCUCUGGGACGGACACUCACACACUCACACACUCACACA